ACGGCCGACCGGCCUCGGGCUCAGCAACCGGCGCUGGAAGGCGGGCGGCGAGCUCGGGGCGCGCGGGACCAGCGCCGCCCUCCUCUCGGAAGAGUCGACGUACCGCACCAUCCACGACUACUUUGAGGGCUCGAUCCAGUCGCGGCGCUGGGUGUUCGCGUCCGACACAGACUGCGAGCUGUCGACGCCCGGCGGCGUCGAGAUGGGCAAGCUGAUCGCGCAGUUCCACGAGCGGUGGAAGGUGGCGGCGCCGCUGCUGGCCAAGCCCGGCACGCGCGACGGCGCCGAGGGCGUCAAGCUGGCGCGCAUCUGCUUCGCCGAGCUGCCGCGCAUGAUCGACGGGCGGUCGCUGGGGGCCGAGGACCCCAACCUCAUCACCUUCAUCCUGGUCGUGCUGUUCCACAUCCGCAAGGCCGGCCCGCAGCUGCGCUGGGUCGAGACCCAGCUGGCCCGCCACCUGGCCGACCUGGCCACGGUGCUGCCCGGCGCCCGCCCCCACGCCGCCGUGUGGGCCAUGCUGCGCGAGGCCGUGAUCGCCGGCACCAUGACGGACCACCUCAGCCUGCAGAUCACGCGCGUGCUGGUCGACGCGAGCAGCCGCCUGCUGGGCCGUCUGCACGUCAAGACCAUCGAGCUGCUGAUCUGCGGCGUGUGCAACUUCGAGACGGGGCCGGCGGCCGUCGCGGCCCAGGAGGUCAUGUUCGCCGAGAUGCUGGCCGACCUCGACGCCCUGGGCAGCUUCGACGAGCGCCACGCCGGCGUGCGCAUGAACCUGGCCAUGUUCUACAACUACCACGGCAUGCCCGAGCGCGCCGGCCAGGUGGCGCGCGCGCUGCUCGACGACCCGUGGAUGCUCAACGAGGCCAAGCGGUACCGCGGCAUGGCCUUCCAGUUCUACCGCGAGUGGGCCGAGAGCUGCCACGCCCAGGGCCGCCUCGAGGAGGCCGAGCAGGGCUACCGUGACGCCCACGCCGCCACCAUCGAGGAGAUCGAGAAGGGCCUCGGCGGCCGCGGCCACACCAUCGACGCUCUGGUCCGUCUCGAGGCCGUCCUGCGCGAGAUGCACAAGGACGCCGAGGCCGACCAGGUCGCCGCCGAGCGCGAGGACUGGAUCCGGGACGACCUUAAGGGCGUCGGCGAGAUUGAGGAUGCUAUCCUGCCUGAAUAGUUCUCUAUUUCUCUUGUUUUGUAGUCUGCUGUUGCAGCACACACAAGCUGUUCUAUGACUAAUGUGUUUCUUUAUAGCUACCUCUUUCUUGUUUUGACAGCGUUGGCGCUGUCGUUUCUUCUCUCCGCUUUUCUUCGUGUAUUAUUCUUUAUAAUCCUUUGGGGCGCUCUCUUUUGAUAUAUAUAUAUUUACGUUUCUGGAAUUGGUUAUGAACGAGCAUGACGGCAGGGUUUCGCAAGCGUCGGGUAUCUGGCUGGGUUAUAGGAGUGGCGGCUUUUCGUGUACACCGGGGUUCGAUAACAAAAAACCUCAUUAUCUCUCAUAUUUAACUAGUUAUUAAACUAUAUUACUUAUCAACUCCCUUUCUCUUUGGA
Lasiosphaeria miniovina is the source of this 1542-nucleotide messenger RNA. RefSeq lists its product as uncharacterized. The transcript has a single exon. Gene Ontology annotation, molecular function: protein binding. The record is from RefSeq and is a predicted model, not a curated record. NCBI's taxonomy places the organism in Eukaryota, Fungi, Ascomycota, Sordariomycetes, Sordariales, Lasiosphaeriaceae. The coding region runs from base 203 to 1168 and encodes 321 amino acids.